This is a messenger RNA of Daktulosphaira vitifoliae (grape phylloxera), 1316 nucleotides long. Its product is annotated as zinc finger protein 512B-like. NCBI's taxonomy places the organism in Eukaryota, Metazoa, Arthropoda, Insecta, Hemiptera, Phylloxeridae. Bases 110 to 1144 code for a protein of 344 amino acids. The transcript has 2 exons. The record is from RefSeq and is a predicted model, not a curated record.
CUUUAUGGUUAUCUGUGAACAAACAGGAUUUAUGCAAAUGGUUACAGCAUCACACAUUUCCUAACUACUGAUUAUUUAAAUUUAGUAUAAAUAGCUGAUUGUUUCUUAAAUGUAUAAUCAUUCAACCCAAAACCAUUCAAAUAACAACAUGAAAUUCGCAGUCGCUGUUGUCGCUUUAGCUAUCGUAGCCCUCGUCGAGGCCGACGCAAGUAGCAAAACUAAAAAAACUGAAAAACCCGAAAAGAGAAGUAUUGGCGAACUCGAUUCAGGAUUUGGCUCUACCGGACACAGUUAUGGCUCCGGACUGGGAUACAGCAAUGGUCUCGGUUUGAGCUCCGGACUGGGAUACAGCAAUGGUCUCGGUCUGAGCUCCGGAUUGGGAUACAGCAAUGGUCUCGGUCUGAGCUCCGGAUUGGGAUAUAGCUCUGGUCUUGGUCUCAGAUACGGUUCCGGAUUAGGUUUGAACUCCGGAUUGGGAUUGUCCGGCGCCUCUUACGGCUCAGCUCUCUCCAAUGCUGCUAUCGCUGCACCAGCUGGUAUAGCUCUCGCACCAACCGCCGGACCUACCUACCAAAUUUCAAGAGAAGUGCACGUCAUUAACCGUCACGCACAACCCGUCUCUGCUCCAUAUCCAGUACCAGUAGAAAACACCGUAGCCGUUCCAGUACCGUCUCCAGCACCAUAUCCAGUGGAUCGCCCAUACGCAGUACGUGUUCCCCAACCAUAUCCUGUUCCGGUCGAAAGACCCGUACCAUACACCGUAGAGAGGCCAGUCGCUCAACCUGUUGCUUCACCAUACCCAGUGCCAGUUGUACGUAACAUCCCAGUGCCAGUUCAACAACCUGUCCCCGUACCACAAAUCCGUCAAAUCCCAGUACCAGUAGCUCAACCUUACGCCGUCGCCGCCCCAGCACAAAUCGCUUACUCCGCAGCUCCUCUUGCUUCUACCUAUAAUGCCGGUUACGGAACAUCUGGCCUCGCUUCCGGGUAUGAAUCAUCUGGAUACGGUGCAGGAUACGGAGCGUCUGCUCUUAGUACCGGAUAUGGAUCAUCUGGUUAUGGUGCAUCGAAUUAUGGCGCUGACUACAACUCUGAUGUCUCAGCUUCUUCGUCAUACGGUAAACACGGUUGGCACAAGAAGUAAUUUGUUGAUGUCUCACCAACUAGUUCCAUAAAAUUAUAGUAAAUUGUAAAUAUUGUGUUCAAAAAAAUGUUCAGCUUUUGUACAAUACUUGUUAGCGAUGUGUACCGAGUACAUCUAAUUAUGUCUGUUUUAUAGACUAUUACGACUGAAAUAAAUUGGUCUUAUCAAAUCA